Molecule: messenger RNA, 3618 nt
Organism: Spathaspora passalidarum NRRL Y-27907
Lineage: Eukaryota; Fungi; Ascomycota; Pichiomycetes; Serinales; Debaryomycetaceae
Gene: SPA2
Product: Spa2p
Exons: 1
Coding region: 1-3618 (1205 amino acids)
Biological process (GO): mating projection formation; bipolar cellular bud site selection; invasive filamentous growth
Cellular component (GO): actomyosin contractile ring; cellular bud tip; cellular bud neck
Molecular function (GO): MAP kinase scaffold activity
Source: RefSeq, a predicted model, not a curated record
AUGUCAGAUCGUGAUUUGGCACACCACUAUAAAGUCUUGAAACAGUUUUUGGAUAUUUCAGAUGACCAAACAAGUAGAUCCAGAGCACACUCUUCUCGAGCAGAGAGGGCAAGGGAAAAGUUAUUGAAGUUAUCAUAUACCCAAUUUAAAGAAUUGAGUACCGAUGUUUAUGAUGAAUUGAAGAGAAGAAUUGACGAAUCAAAGGGGGAGCCAGAUUACCUUUUACCUAAAAAUACUUUCCAUCCAAAAAGAAACCAGGCGAGACAAAAAUUGGCUAGUUUGCCUCAGAACAGAUUUAAAGAUUUGGUUAGUGAUAUCUCCUAUGAACUUGAACGUAGAGAUUUACAUAAAGAAAGAAAUGGAAGUACAACAAGCAGCAGUUUCCACCAACACACCAGACUGAAUUCUACUAAUUUGUUACAAAAACAGCUGCUGCAUCCACAACCACCAUAUCAUCCAGACUCAUACUAUCCUAAUGAAGAUCAUUACCACCACCAUCCAGUAAACAAUAAACUGAUCCUGCUGCUGCUGACUCACAGAGAUACUGUUGAGGAACAACCGAUUGAGGAAGAAGAGGAGGAACCAAAACAAUUACAAUUGCCUGGUCUUAUUCAUUCCGAAACCUCCCAUUCAUUACAGGCCACUAAAGUAGUACCUACCAAGGCCAAUCUUGAAUGGUCUAGUGAUGAAGAGGAAGAAGAACACGAACAAGUGCAGGAAGAAAGCCACCGAUAUUCUUUUGAAAAGAAUUCUCAAAGUUCAGAGCACCUUGAAAAACUGUUUGAAGCAGUGCCUCAAGAACAGCAUAAAGAGCAGACCGUGGAAGAACCAAAAGAAGUAGUUCCAGUUGAGGAGAAUGUCCAUAAAGUUGAUAGUGCUGAAUUACUUCAGCUUCAAUCUCGACUUGAAGAUAUCCAACAACAAUUAAGUCAAUCUCACAAAGAAAAAGAAGAGCUUCAAAACCAGCUUGAAUCAGUUCGAGGUGAUCAUGAUUAUUCAGUUACACAAAACAAAUCGCUUUCUGAAGAACUUGAAAAUAUAGGUCAAGAGAAACAAGCUUGGAGUAGUAAAAUUAGUGACUUGGAACAAGAACUAGAAAAAGUUAAAAGUGCAAACGCCUCACUUAGAUUAGAGAACCAAUCCAUUAAAAAUCAACCCCAUGGUAAUUCUAAUGGCUCAUCUUCACCACAAAAGAAAUCAAUUAAUCGGGAUAUCGACCUAUUCUUGGAAAAAUUAGAGAAUUUGGAUAUAAAUAAAGCAAAUUCACCUACUAGUUCUAUUUCCAGCGCUGCUACUAUUACACCGCUUGCUACCGAUUUAAGAAAUCAAGUUAAACUUUGGCAAAGAAGGUAUGAAGAACUUCGAUCGAGCAAUAUCGCCAAGGAAAUUAAGAAGUCAAGUAUAAAUAAACCAGAGUUGAAACCAUAUGUAUCGCCACAAGGGUUGAUUUCAAUCCGAUUAGUAAGUGAUGUUUAUGCCUUGAUUGAUUCAUUUUUCAUAUACAUCAAUCAGCCUAAUUUUGAUUCAGAUAUUUUAUUUGAAAAGAUAUCUAAGAUCUCCAUCGUGAUUAAUGAAAUUGCCAACCAAGGUGAAUGCAACCACUUGAACACUAAUGAACAUUCAAUGUUAUUAAGAGAAGCUGUCACCCAUGCUCUUACAGCCACUAGAUAUCAUGCUACCUAUAAAAACUUGUUACCUAAAUUUGUGGUUGAAAAAGCAAUUAAUGAGUUGGUAUUCUUGGUUUGUGAUUUGAUUGCCGUGUGUAAAUUGAAUGAAAAUUCUGCCAAUAUGAGAAUACUUGAACCGCAAUCUGGAGAAAAGGCCAAAACUCAUCAAAAGCAAUCACUGUUAAAUGAAGAUUUCGGAGUAAGACCUUUAAGGAUGGCAAAUAAGUUGAAGCAACUGAGAUCUCCAACCCACGAAACGGCCACAUUAGUAAGUGAUGCCUUACCAGUAGCUAACAAGAAUUCACAACCAUCACCUUUUGUUGAAGCUGAACAAACCAUGAAUGAAGCAGAAUCAUCCCCAUUUCUUGAAAAGAAGAAGUCUUUAUCUCCUGAGCGUAUUAGAUUACCUGAAAAGAAGGAGCCUGAACGAGCUCUGACUGAAGAAGAAUCGUCCCCAUUCCUUGAGAAGAAGAAAUCCUUAUCUCCUGAACGUGUUAGAUUACCUGAAAAGAAUACUACCCCAGAAAGACAAAUCAAGAAUGGCUCUUCAUCUUUGAAUUCUCCAUUACGUAGUGUCAACAAAUUAGCUUCCAAAUUCGAGAAUACAAAAACAACUCCUACUUCAUCACCUCAACAAUCCCUUCCUUAUUCCAAAGAUAGAUCAACUCCAUCUCCUAGCAAUGGUGUUCGUGAAUUAGCUCAAAGACUCACCACAAGUGCUGAAGGGGUAGAAAAGAACGAAACACCAAGUAGGACACCUAAGAAGAGUAUUCUUGAUAAAGUGAGACAAUUUGAAAUCAGUCCUCAAUUACAAAGAAGAACAGAAAGUCCACCAAGAGAAACAUCUGAAUCAAAUGGCUCCACUUCUUACACCGGCAAUGAUACAUCUAGAGAAGUAGUGAACAAUGAGCCUAUUGCGAAGAAAGCUGAAGAAGUCCCACGUUCUGUCAGCGGCGGUAGCAGGGGUCUUUUACAAUCUUUAAGAGCCCGUGUUAAUGAUGCUGAUAAAGUCUCGACUGACGGUGAAGGUGAUGCAGGCGCCAUAAAUAAAUCGGAUACAACCACCUCUGAUAACGAAUUGGAUAACACUUCAACCGCUGAAACUACCCCGAGUGAAGAAACUGAUGAACAUGAACUGCAUGAUGACGACUAUGAAAAGAGUCCUAAUGUCAGUACUGUUGUUCCAGAGAACAAAUCUCUCCCUGUUUCUCAAGAAACUUUACCAGCAUCAGAACCUGAAGAGGAAGAAGUCAAUGUCCCAGUUGCUGUUUCUAAACGAGAUGUCUCAUUCGGUGAACCAAGAGGCGAUUUCAAGGCCAAGGAAAUGGAAAAGAAACCUAGCAAAUCAGUCACCAUACAGGAACCAGAACAAGAUUCAGAAGAUGAAGAUGAAGAUGAUGCUGAAAUGGAAAAAGCAAGACAACGACAAGAAGCUCGUAAAUCAAUGGCUGCUGCCCAUUUCAACAUCGACUUGUUUGAUAUUGAUGAUCCUGAUAACACCUUGACUCAAGUGCUUCUCUAUUUAGAACAUCAAACUGUGGAAGUUAUAAACACAAUUCAAUCACUUCUUGUUGCCAUUAAAAAGCCUGAAGUUACCAGAGGAGAAUUGAGAAUAAAGUCAAGUGCUAUCACUAAGGUUAUCACCCAAAUGACUGAAGCUACUAGAACAUCUAUGAACCAAACUCGUAAUUAUGCUUUAAAGGAGCAUGGUAGUUGGGUCGUCCAGUCUCUUGAAGAUUGUACACAUAGAAUGCUAGUUUUAUGUAAGCCUAGGGAAGAUAAGUCUGAUUCUCAAUUUGGAGAUAAGAAUUUCAAACAAAGAUUGGCUGGUAUUUCAUUUGAUAUUGCUAAAUGUAUUAAGGAGUUAGUUAAGAGUGUGGAAGAAGCAAGUUUGAAAGAAGAUAUUGCCCAGCUUGAAACCAGAUUAAGUCAUAUUGAUGAUUUGAACUAG